Molecule: messenger RNA, 3172 nt
Organism: Pomacea canaliculata
Lineage: Eukaryota; Metazoa; Mollusca; Gastropoda; Architaenioglossa; Ampullariidae
Exons: 5
Coding region: 933-1373 (146 amino acids)
Source: RefSeq, a predicted model, not a curated record
UCGAUUUCUAAAUUUAGCCGCGUGUUGCCCCGCCGAGUAUAAAUACCAACACCACGCGUCCAGCGCGUUCCUCUACACGACAGUCGACUGGUGACAGAGAACAGUUGUCAACGAGAGACUUCAUUGACAGGUGAGCGGCCAAGUGUCACUGACCACACUCCAGGACUAAGACUGUGUUGUCAUGUUCCAAGAUUACCACCUUACCUAUCAGAUAUGAAAGGGUCGGCGGCUUUGCACAUUCUCUCCCUCCUCAUGGCGUCGGACGGCGAUGGCUGGCAGCAGCAGCAGCAGGUACCCGAGAGUUCCUCUCACUACGCCCCACGCCUCGGCCUUGACCUCUGCGACCCCUUGGAUGUCGAAUCUCUGGACUUGAACCAAGGCCUGUACGUUGAUGGCGACGUUCAAGACGGGGUGGAGUCUUGGGUGGAGAGCGUCAUCGAGCUGACAUCAUCGGGAGAGUUUGUGUCCUCGGGGGAUCAAGCAUCGGUUCCAUCCUCGUCCAGCGUGAGUAGUGGUCAGCAUUUCCCUCCCGGCCAGCCCGCCGCGCGCUACGACUGCAGCAGUCACGGUGGCCUGCACACGCUCCUGGCGUCCGACAAUGCCACGUUCGACUCCGUCCAAAACUUUGCCUCGGGGGAAAAUAUCUCCAUGGAUUUUUCUCUUCUGGUUCCUGCCAUGUCCGAGGCUGAAGAAGCUUCCGUGUCUGCUUUGACGUUAGCGCCCUCGGGGCUCGAGGAGGAGACACCACGUGUGUUACUGGACGACACGGAGGUGAUGGGCGCCGGACAUUUUCCCAGCUCGCUCUGGAAUUUUGAUUUAAGUGCUGCGACCUUUGAGCCGUUGGGGUCACUAGACGGGGGUCAAGAAGUCGCCGGGACGUCAACAUCAACGUCGAGACGGUUGACAUCGUGGGCAGGCUCAACGACGGCGACAUGUCGAGGCUGUCGCUGCUGUCAUCAUCAGCGUCCUCUCUAGCUCAGUCGCUGGACGAUGAGGAUGCUGUUGAUGAUGAUGAUGACGAUGCCGGUGACCAGCAGAAACUCAUCCUCGAGAAGCGAGAGAAGAACCGCUGGCCGCCCAGAAGUGUCGCACCAAGAAGCGGGACAGAGCAGAGGCCCUGCAAAAGUUCCCUUUAUAUGACAUCUACCUUGGUCCUGUCAAUGAGUUGUGAGUGUGGCUGUAGUUGUUGGUCUGUGUGGCUUGUGGAGACUCGUGGGCGUGGUGUGCACAAGGAUGUGUCCAGGCUGGAGGAGAAGCAGGACCGGCUGAAGGAGGAGGUGAGGAGACUGCAGGAUGAGUGCGAAACGCUGGAGGACAUCAUCCAGGUGCACGGGAUGGUCUGCCCCAAGCUGCGCAAGACCUCGCCACACUGACCUCCCCUUGACCACCAACCAUGUCUUUAGGUCACGUGAGGACUCGGCACGCGCCGGCAUCAACCUUGUCUGGUGCAGUUUAUUUAGCAAGACUACUCGCAGAAGACGAUUGAGUUGUUUACAGAAGGAGUUGUUGUUGAUGUUGGGAAUGAGAAGUUCCCGAGGUCUGACAGUUGACAGCAAGGCUGGUGUUGAUGGCAGGACUUUGUCCACAGGUUCUGGGGGCCUAGAAGGCUGUGACAAACCAUCUGCUGGCAAAAGUACAAAUAUUUGUUGAAACCCGAGUGACAAAAAACAAUUUUAUGGAGACUGAGAAGCACUCGACUUAAAUGCAAUGUUUUAAAGAGUGCCUUAGUGAACAGCCACGAUCGGUUGUGGACCCGGUGUACGGACUGUCUCGGGGAAAAAAGCGAGAAAGUGCGAUAGUAUGAGAUGAUGGGGUGGCUUCCAAGUAAGGCCGAAUACUGAAUGACUUUUGAACUCUUGAGCCAUCUUAAAACAUUUUUUAGUUUGUUUACUCGGCUAGGUGGCUUGUUAUCAACACAAACUAUUUUUAAUCACGAUUCUUCAUUUCUUUAACAGACGUGUGUGUGCGUGCGUGACAAUUCAAGACUUUGAAGCUUGUAUGCACAUCGAGAACUGUACAAAUGUGGUUAUGUUGCCCCUUGUUGGUUAGUGUUUACUGCAGCAAAGAAAAAAUGAAGAAUAGUUUGUGGAAGAGGUUGUUGGUGGCUGGUAUGGAGAUGAUAACUGCUCUCAGCAUUCUGAACUCUCGGCACCGACUCUCCCCACCUCUCCCCUUGCUCAAAGACAACUGGUCAGCUGACAUCAAGCAGAGCUUAUCAGUAAUUUUUUAUUGCUUUUUAUGUCGAGAUCCUCAGGUCAACAAUCAAUCAAAAUCAUACCAUUACUACCCAUUAUAUCAGAAUCAUUCUACUCGGUUCAGCAAACAUUAAGGCUUCUACCAAAAUAUAAGGUGAGUGAGUCAAAUCUUUCCCAUUGCUGGCAGGCAUGUAUACAGCAGUGAGAUAACCAGAAUAUAUGUAGGUACCCAAAUUCAGGUCUACACCCAAAAUACCCGUCGCUGUUAGGUACAUCUAACAUUUCGUGUGCAGGGUCGGACAUGUGUUAAUGGUGUGUUUUGAAAACCUUUUGUGGAAAGACUAAUAUUACAUGCUGUGUGUUUUGAAAGUGUCAUCAUCACUAAACUGACUAACCAGAAGAAACACUCAGGCUUGAAAGAUGGUUUGUGGACCUGGGUGAAGCACUGUUUGCGACCUUUUGUCGUGGAGACAGGGUUCCCCACUUUCACUUGAACUUUCCAAAAAUAUUUGUUUUGUUUCUUGUUUACGUGAAAUUUUGUUGUUCCCAUGGCUGUUCUGUCACUGAUGAGGAAAUCGCUGUGCCGAGCAUACACAUGAAGAGAAAAAGAGCCUGCCGCGUUGUUUACUUGUUGAUAUUAUGAAACAGAAAUAUUAGCCUCGUAGACGACAGCACGAAACAGGAAACAAGUUGACUGGACAAAGGGAGAUAAUAGCUUUGAAGCGUCUACUUAUUUACUUGUACUGUGACAAAAAAAUAACAAAAAAAAAAAACAAAACAGACUGUAUUGUGCAAAUAUUGUUACUGAUUGUUAUUGAUAAGAAAGGUGGGUUGUUUUUUUUUUUGUACUCGAGUUACAUAAAGGGUUCUACAUGACAUUAUUUGUGUUUUUACUGGAAGCAGACAUAGAAAAUGCUGGACUAUACAGUGUUGUGAAUUUGUGUGUGAUUAUAAAAUACAAUUGUAUGAUAGUUGAA